AUGGAUGUGUUUACUGAAGAGAUCAGGAAUGAAGAGCUGUGGGAGUUGUUAUAUGCCGAUGAUCUGGUGAUUACUGAUGAAAAUGAGGAGGACCUACGGAGAAGGGCUGGAGAGUGGCAGGAGUCUUUAGAGAGGGGUGGCUUAAAGGUGAAUGUGAAUAAAACAGAGGUUUUGCUAAGCAAUAGGGAAGAUAGAGACAGAAUAGUAAUACAUGAAAGAAGAGGCUCAGUUAUAAAACACGCAGAAAACUUUAAAUACUUAGGAUCUACUUUAAGACAAGAGGGAGGAUGUGAGGCUGAAGUUGACAGUAGGAUAAAAGCUGCAUGUGGGUAG
Molecule: messenger RNA, 333 nt
Organism: Macrobrachium nipponense
Lineage: Eukaryota; Metazoa; Arthropoda; Malacostraca; Decapoda; Palaemonidae
Exons: 1
Coding region: 1-333 (110 amino acids)
Source: RefSeq, a predicted model, not a curated record